AAGGCUGCGCUUCCGCUGCGAGAUGUUCUUUUCCUCUGGCCGCGGUGUGAGAGCUCCAGGAGGAACCGAGGCCUCCUCCACAAUCCGCCUCAAUCCGCCAUAACGGCUGACCGAAACAUCGCCAAAAUGACCGAGCAGAUGACGGUGAGAGGCACCUUGAAGGGCCACAGCGGAUGGGUCACUCAGAUCGCCACCACGCCGCAGUUUCCAGACAUGAUACUGUCCGCGUCCAGAGACAAGACAGUCCUGAUGUGGAAGCUGACCCGUGAUGAGACCAACUACGGCGUCCCACAGCGUGCCCUCAAAGGUCACUCUCACUUUGUCAGUGACGUUGUCAUUUCUUCCGACGGGCAGUUCGCCCUGUCUGGGUCCUGGGAUGGCACACUGCGUCUGUGGGACCUGACAACUGGCACCACAACCCGUCGCUUUGUUGGACACACCAAAGAUGUUCUGAGUGUAGCGUUCUCUGCCGACAACAGACAGAUCGUUUCUGGGUCGAGGGAUAAGACCAUCAAGUUGUGGAACACCCUGGGAGUGUGCAAAUACACCAUCCAGGACGAAAGCCACUCAGAAUGGGUGUCCUGCGUGCGUUUCUCCCCAAACAGCAGCAACCCCAUCAUUGUGUCUUGUGGCUGGGACAAGAUGGUCAAGGUGUGGAAUCUUGCUAACUGUAAGCUAAAGACGAACCACAUUGGCCACACAGGAUACCUAAAUACAGUCACUGUGUCUCCUGAUGGUUCUCUCUGUGCCUCUGGAGGAAAGGACGGGCAAGCUAUGCUGUGGGAUCUGAAUGAGGGAAAGCACCUGUACACCCUGGACGGUGGGGACAUGAUUAACGCCCUGUGCUUCAGCCCUAACCGCUACUGGCUGUGUGCUGCUACAGGCCCUAGCAUCAAAAUCUGGGACCUUGAGGGUAAAAUUAUUGUUGAUGAGCUGAGACAGGAGGUCAUCAGCACAAACAGCAAGGCCGAGCCCCCUCAAUGCACUGCUUUGGCCUGGUCUGCUGAUGGACAAACUCUCUUUGCUGGCUACACUGACAACCUGAUCAGAGUGUGGCAGGUUACCAUUGGAACUCGAUAGGCUUUUUGUAAUGUUUACAAUUAAAUAAAUAUAU
Astyanax mexicanus (Mexican tetra) is the source of this 1114-nucleotide messenger RNA. It is a transcript of the gene rack1, whose product is annotated as receptor for activated C kinase 1. NCBI's taxonomy places the organism in Eukaryota, Metazoa, Chordata, Actinopteri, Characiformes, Acestrorhamphidae. The transcript has 8 exons. The record is from RefSeq and is a predicted model, not a curated record. Gene Ontology annotation, cellular component: nucleus; cytosol. Bases 127 to 1080 code for a protein of 317 amino acids. Gene Ontology annotation, biological process: rescue of stalled cytosolic ribosome; positive regulation of protein phosphorylation. Gene Ontology annotation, molecular function: protein kinase C binding; translation regulator activity; ribosome binding.